This is a messenger RNA of Rotaria sp. Silwood1, 2655 nucleotides long. The record is from the annotation of a GenBank genome assembly. NCBI's taxonomy places the organism in Eukaryota, Metazoa, Rotifera, Eurotatoria, Philodinida, Philodinidae.
UAGAUUUAUAGUGCUUUCAUCGGAAUCACAAAAAACAGUUAAGCGUUGGAACGUUUUUUGUUUUUCUAUUCACGUCUGUAGAGAUGAAGGACUAGUUAUAGUUAGGUAUCAUCAUUAAAUUUCAAUUAUAUAUUCGAUAGGAUUCGGGCCUAUUUUGACUUUGUUUUUCUUUUUUUCAAAUAUACAACGUCAAACAGAUGUAAAAUUUUCAUGCUUAAACGUAACAUUUAAAGUAUCAUGCAAAAUUUAUUGUAGUAAACUUAUAUCUUUCUUAAAAGGAUACAUUAUUAAUAAAAGUAGUCAAAUAUAUAGGUUUUAUCUGAUUUGUUUUUCACGCUUUUUCACUAUCUUUUUAUCUUGAACAUGUCGAAAAAUCACAUCUAAACUUUUUUUAGUUGUAGACUCCGAAAGAAAACGCGGAAAAAAUAAAUCACCGUAAAAUAUCUAAUAACUCACUUUCUGAAUAAUAAUGCCAGUUGAUUGUAGUGAAUCUUUGAUACUCAAAAUUGCCUGCGGCUUAUGAAAGAAAGAGAUAUACACAUAGAUCUUAUCUUGACAGAACAUGAAGUCGUUCGACGAACUUCUUAAAGGCAAUAGAAUCAUUUUUACCGUUAUAUCUUUACAUAUUCUUAAAACCUUCCUCACCAAAGUCGGUUUUCGUUAAAAGUGUAAAAAUUGAGCUAAAUCCAUAGAACGAUAGUAUGAGAUCUCAUUUUUUUUCAAGAAUCACAUGACUUUUUAUUAGAUACUUUGAUUUUUGUCCAAUUGUUCCGUCAUUCCCUGCUUCUUAGUUGCUGUAUUUCUUUGAUCGCACAUCCUUGAAUUCAUAAAGGAGUCUUACUGUAGUCAAUGGGUGUUUUGUGAUCUAAAAGAAUAUUAAGAUUCAGGAUAUAACAAAUUCCUUUUUAAAUUAAGCUUUGUUAUAAUAGAAUGAAAGAGUGCUUGUAUACAUAGACUGCCAUUUUUUUAGAGUUUUCCGAGACUUUGAACUUUUAGCUCUGCAUUUCUUUUAAUACUCUGAUAUUGGUCAAUGCUUGAGACUAUUAAGCAUGACGGCAUGUGUGACAACUUUGCUUACUCUCUUGCUCGACUCAUGAAAAUUUCGAUUUUCUUUAGUAUUUGUUUGAUCUCAGCAGCGCGAUUUUAAGAAGAAAAGAUGUUUAGUAUUGUCCUGUCUAGAAAAACUAGGGCGUGGGUGUGGAUGUCAUAGAAGAAAGGAUCCACACCACCCACCCACACCCACACCCUGAAUAUAAAAAUGUGAUUUGAUGAAGUUUUACAUUAGUAAAGUCAAAAUAUUCUGUCCAUUGCUGAUUAACAUGAGCAUAACCCUUGAGUGUAGGUCCAGUGAAAAUCUGUUUAGUGAUAUCACAGUUAAUCGUUCUUAAUGCUAGUUAGGUAGCUUAAAAACAAAAUCGUUGAUAAUAAAUAAAAUCUGGUAUAUAGGUGCACGAUACGUUCCAAUGAUAUCACAUAUCUGAGAGAAAAGUCUCUAACGUGGCAGUUACAUACAUACAUCUUCACCAAACGGAAGAAAUGCAUCUUACCUUUAUUAAGAGAACAAGAAAUGCACCAGAUUUGAAAAUGUGUACCUACUCAACUCUACGGAAAAUGAUCAAACGAAAGCUAAUCGAUAAAUUCGUACUUAGAGAAAAAAAUGCUUGUUAAACUAAAAUCUUCAACUUAACUGAUUAAACUAAAUACAUAGAAAUAAAGUGUGGCAUGUGAGUGGCAGCACGUGGGUGUGGGUCUUCUAUUCAACCACGUCCACGCGCGGGGUAGUCUCAUCAUCUCCCAUGUACAAUACGAACGAUUAUAUUUUUUUUAGUUGAACCCAAAGUGGAAGCUCCAAAACCAGCAAAUGAACAAUCAUGUGUCAUCGGUAAAGAUACUCAGAUUUCAUGGAAGUUCAGUGGCAUCGAGAAACCACAAGUGACAUGGUUCUUCAAUGGUCAACCACUUCUAACCAACGAUCGUUUUCAAGUGACUGAGACUUAUGAUGGAACAUCGACACUAUCGAUUCGUCAAGCUGAGCUUACCUAUCAAGGUGAUUAUAUUGCUCGAGCAAUCAAUGCUGUUGGUGAAGCUGAAGCUAAAACAACAUUAAAGAUUGAUUGCAUCAAACCUUUCAUCAAGACUAAUCUCAACACUGCACUGAAAGUCGCUAAAGGUGCAACUUUGACACUAGAAAUCGUCGCCAGUGGAACACCAAAACCUCAAAUUGUCUGGAUGAAAGACGACAAUGAACUUACAUCCAAUGAUCGCAUUCAAGUGACAGCGCCAAUUGGUAACGAUGAUAAAUACACACUGACCAUCUUGAAUGUACAACCAGAAGAUCAAGGUGAAUAUUCAGCCAAGAUUUCCAAUUUUGGUGGAUCACUUCAAUCCGAUAAGUGCAAAGUCAUUGUUUUCAGUAAGUCGCCUAGACUAAUCUUGUUCUUGUAUACAUAUGCCCGUGUACCCAUGAAAAAUGUUAGUUGUAGUGUAAAGUCAAGCGAAACUUUGCAACUGCUAUUUCUCUCAUUCAUAUGUAAGCGAAACACAUUCUUCUUAUAGUUUAUUAUUCAUGAGAUGCGCUCAAUUUACAUAACUAAUACAAAGAUGUUUCAAAACUUGUUCCAAAUAAGAUACACUUCGAUAAUGCAUCUUUCAGUU